AACCACAGAUCUUUGAUGCCUCGGGCACAGUUUUUGUACCAGCUGAGGAAGCCUGUGUCAAUAUUUCAUGUUAUGUUCCAUCCACAGAUUCCACCGAAGAGAACAACUUGCACAAGGACCUGCUCACUUCUCUGCUGAUUCUGGGCCUGGUUGUCAUCAUCUUCCUGGUGCUGGUUGGGUAUUUUUUCAGGUUCAGGAGACACAGGAAAGCUGUCGUGACCUCCGGGGACAAAAAGAUGCCGAACGGGAUCCUGGAAGAGCAAGAACAGCAACGGGUCAUGUUGCUCAGCAGGUCUCCCUCCGGCCCAAAGAAGUAUUUUCCUAUUCCGGUGGAAAAUCUGGAGGAGGAAAUCCGGAUACGCUCGGCAGACGAAGGGAAGCUCUUCAGGGAGGAGUUUAAU
Molecule: messenger RNA, 401 nt
Organism: Empidonax traillii (willow flycatcher)
Lineage: Eukaryota; Metazoa; Chordata; Aves; Passeriformes; Tyrannidae
Product: receptor-type tyrosine-protein phosphatase epsilon-like
Exons: 3
Source: RefSeq, a predicted model, not a curated record